GAUUGCAACCGCUGAAGAAUUGAAGCCGCUCAUAUGCGUUGCAUGCAUGCUCUCCGGAAGCCGUUUCCGUGAAGCGCCCCGUCCUCGAUCCGUCUCUAUCCCGGUCCUCAUGUGAUCGUCCUCGACCGCUCUAUCUCCCUCUUCCUCUGCCCGGCCGCCCUCUGCUCCCUCUCCGAGUAGCAAACCCAGGUUAAUUCUAUUGAAUGGGGUCGGCGCCGGCGCCGCCGCCGACGCCAUUACGAGGCGGCGGCAGUUACUCCUCCGUGCAGCACGUCCUGCACCACCGGAGGCGGCUAUUAUUAAGGAGAGCGCAGCCGGCGAGCGGGAGGAAGACGAAGCUCAAGCACUUGCUCCUCAUGGACGAGGAGGAGCAAGAGCAAGAGGAAGAAGAGAAGACGCGGCAGCUGCUGCAGCUGGAGGUGUCGGAGCUGGAGAGCGUCCUGGACAGGGAGAAGCGGCUCGGCCGGAUCCUGCGCCACUGCUCGCUCCACGCCGCCGGUGGCGGCCGCCGUUGCCGCCAUUACCGCUGCUGCCUCUCCGCCAUGCUUCCCGCCAAGAUCAGGGGGCUGCUGGCGGAGCUGGCAAUGGUGGAGGAGGAGAUAUGCUACCUGGAGAAGAAGGUGGAGGACCUGCGCACGCGGCUCUACCGGGAGCGCAACUGGAACGACCACUGUCUUCUUCUCCAGCAGCGGCAGACCUGGCUGCAGCAGAAUCGCCGCCUUUCCGGAUUCCAUGGUGGUGAUCAGCAGCUCCCCCAAAGGCUGCUCCCUUGUCCCGGCAACGGCGACGACGAGGAAGAUGAUCUCGAGAGUCAGAGCAAGACCUCUGCUGGAAGACUGUCAGUCUCUGAACAAGGAGAUGAAGUGGUGGAAGAACAGAGCAGAAGAAGCAGCCACUCGUUCGACAAUCUCAGGCUCCCAGAAAGAAGACGAAGAACAAUCUGCUCAGUAAACCCAAACAAGCUCUCCGAGGAGCUUGUCAGACUCACGAUCACCAUAUUCCACAAGCUCAACAACACAACGCCCGAUCAUGAUGAGCUGAUCAGCAGCAACAGCAGCAGCAGCGCGCCCAAGCUCAUCAUCUCCUCCUGCAUCGGCUCCUCCAGGAGCCUCGUCCCCAAGCCAUCGUCUUCCUCGUCGUCGCCGGCACCGGCAGUUGAGAACCGUGGAGCGACGUUGCCGGAGGAGUGCGGCGGCUGCGGCAAGGGGCUGGUGGAGUUCACCCGGAGCUCCUUCGACGCCAGCCGCGUGUCGCUGUGCCUCGCCGACAUCAAGAACUUGAGAGUACUGAUGAACAGGCUCAGCACUGUGGAUCCGAGCCUCCUGACCAACAAGCAGAAGCUGGCCUUCUGGAUCAACAUCUACAACUUCUGCGUGAUGCAUGCGUUUCUUCAGCAUGGGCUGCCUCCAUCUCCAGAAAAGCUGCUGGCACUGCUGAACCAGGCUUCAGUGAAGGUGGGAGGAACAGUCCUGAGCGUCGUCUCCAUCGAGCACCUCUUCCUCAGACACCACUCCUCCCCUGAUCAAAGCAAGCAGGGGAUGAUGACGACGAUGCUAGAGGAGGCAGGGGAUCUGGAGAGGGAUCUGCAGCUGCGGUACGGGCUGGGGUUCCCUGAGCCCAACGUCGUAUUCGCGCUCUGCCGCGGCAGCCGCUCCUCCCCAGCGGUUGGGGUGUACACGGCGGAGGAGGUGUCGAGCGAGCUGGAGCAGGCCAAGGUGCGGUACCUGGAGCGGUGCGUGCGCGUGGUCAGGAGGAAGAAGAAGAAGGCGAAGGGGUCGGCCAUGGCCGUGGUGCUGCCCAAGCUGCUGCACUGGCACAUGCGCUGCUUCGCCGACGACGUCGAGUCGCUGCUCGAGUGGGUGCACAGCCAGCUCGGCGAGUCGCCCGCGCUCAAGAGGGCCAUCAGGGACGUCCUGCUACUCGUCGCGGCCGCCGGCGGCGAUCGCCGUGGCAAGCCGCCGCAGCCGCCGGCGCUGGAGAAGAUGGUCGAGAUCGAGCCCUAUGACGCAGAGUUCUGCUACCUACUGCCUGUCUGCUGAAUCAACUGCUGCCUAUAUAUGCUUUCAGAAUUUAUAUGGAACAAAUGUUCGCUCUUUAGUCUCUCGGAGCGAACGAUCUGCUGACCGUCCAACCAAGAAAGAUUGUGCAUGAGAUCCGUCACGCCGGAAGACCAGGGAUCAAACGUUUGCUCCAUAUAUAUUUUGUCAGUAUCUUUGUUAUGUGUAUAUAUAGAUGGAGAGAAUCAGCGAAAUAAACAUGUUUUCCCUUCCAGUUCAAUGCAAUACCUGUUAUUUCUA
Molecule: messenger RNA, 2297 nt
Organism: Brachypodium distachyon (stiff brome)
Lineage: Eukaryota; Viridiplantae; Streptophyta; Magnoliopsida; Poales; Poaceae
Exons: 7
Coding region: 204-2039 (611 amino acids)
Source: RefSeq, a predicted model, not a curated record